AUGGACCCGCUUAGCCCCCAGUAUGAGGCCUACGUGCUUGAGCUCGACCCGGCGACCAAGUACGUUUGGUGCCAGUGCGGCGUGAGCACGCGCCAGCCGUUCUGUGAUGGUCAGAGCCAUCGAGCCUACGGGAUCAAGCCUGUGGCCUUCACGUCGGAGGGAGAAGCAGGAGGACAGAAGGUCAAGGCCGCACUGUGCGGAUGCAAGUACACCAAUACGCCACCGUACUGCGACGGGACUCACGUAUCCAUGAAGAAGAAGGAUGAGUAA
Guillardia theta CCMP2712 is the source of this 270-nucleotide messenger RNA. RefSeq lists its product as hypothetical. NCBI's taxonomy places the organism in Eukaryota, Cryptophyceae, Pyrenomonadales, Geminigeraceae. Gene Ontology annotation, molecular function: 2 iron, 2 sulfur cluster binding. The record is from RefSeq and is a predicted model, not a curated record. The transcript is spliced from 2 exons. Gene Ontology annotation, cellular component: intracellular membrane-bounded organelle. Bases 1 to 270 code for a protein of 89 amino acids.